Messenger RNA from Belonocnema kinseyi, 2454 nucleotides. Its product is annotated as probable DNA helicase MCM9. Gene Ontology annotation, molecular function: single-stranded DNA helicase activity; ATP binding; ATP hydrolysis activity. The coding region runs from base 224 to 2113 and encodes 629 amino acids. NCBI's taxonomy places the organism in Eukaryota, Metazoa, Arthropoda, Insecta, Hymenoptera, Cynipidae. The transcript is spliced from 13 exons. Gene Ontology annotation, cellular component: nucleus; MCM complex. The record is from RefSeq and is a predicted model, not a curated record. Gene Ontology annotation, biological process: double-strand break repair via homologous recombination.
AUUUGGACAAAGUUCAAUAAUUUUCGUCAUUUUUUAAACAUUUAAUUCUUUCUGGGACAGCAGACGUAAACCAGACGCAAGCCAAACGUAAACACGGUCACAAACUUCAUGGAACUGAAGAUUUUUGACGAAGAUUCCGAGGCCCACGUAACUGUAAAUUUAAAAAUGACCGAAGUAUGCGCGUUCUGAACUGAAGCCAGUGCGCCAGAAAAAAAUCGCCAUAAUGUUGGAAGAUUAUUUUCUAAAAAAUCAUCACGAAGAUUUAGAAGAGAUAUUAAAUGAUCCAGGAGCCUCAAAUCAUCACUCGAUAUACGUAAAUUUUGUAGAUCUGCACAAAGAAGCAACGGAAGUAUCAAAUAAGGUCCUGCGACGACCUCGUCAUUAUUUACCUCUGUGCGAUGAUUCUAUUAUAUCAGCCCAAAAAAAAUUGGCUAGUACCGAAGAAUCCAAAAAACGACAAGCGAAAACGAGGGUUCAUAUGAGAAUAAUGGGUGUGCCAGUAAAAGCACAUCUUGGCGAAAUUGGCGAAUUAGUUACAAUAGUAGGCAUAGUUGUGAGAAUGUCACAACCAAUAGUUAUAAAAUUGUCAAAACGAUACAACUGCCGAAAAUGCAAGCACGUAACAGUAUCACACUUAACUUGGGAAAGAGAUACAAUUCCAGUAAUGAGAGAGUGCCAAGCCUGCCAAUCGAGCAAUAUUGAAUUAAUUCCUUCUUUACAACAAGAAGAUUGUACGGAUCAACAAGAAAUAAAAAUUCAGGACAAGUGCCAGCCAGAUUCAAACAACAGUAGUGUAACAGGAUGGCAGGUUGUUUUGCUUGACGACUUGGUUGAGAAAUGCAAACCCGGUGACCAAGUUCAGAUUAAUGGGAUCGUUGUACGUCGAUGGGCAAAUCCAGAAAUUGGACAGCGCUCAGAUGCCACAACAUUUAUGCUUGCAAACUGUAUUUCAGUUCAACGAAAAGUUAAUGAAUCUAGAUUUUCUACGAAAGAAAAGAUGGAUUAUUUUACUCAUUAUUGGGACACACAUGCAAAAAAACCACUCGUUGGAAGGGACAAUAUAAUUGCCUCAGUCUGCCCGCAACUCUAUGGGAUGUACAUUCUGAAAUUGGCAUUGGCCGUCGUUCUCGCUGGGGGAGUGACAAAGACUAACUCUUCAGGGAAUAAGAUUCGAGGGGAACCUCAUCUAUUGCUAGUCGGCGAUCCUGGAACUGGAAAAUCACAAAUUCUUCGAACAGCUACUCGGUUGGCUGUCCGUUCAGUUCGCACAACUGGAAUUGGAUCAACUUCUGCCGGACUCACAGCUGCCGCUGUUAAAGAUUCUGAUGGGUGGCAUUUAGAGGCCGGGGCUUUAGUCUUGGCAGAUGGGGGAGUAUGUUGCGUGGAUGAAUUUGCAACCAUGAGUUCUCACGAUCGAGCCUGUGUUCACGAGGCAAUGGAACAGCAGACAAUUUCGAUUGCAAAAGCUGGACUCGUGAGUACAUUAAAUUCCCGAUGCAGUGUAAUUGCGGCGAUUAAUCCUGAGGGUGGCCAAUUCAAGGAAGACAGAGAAUAUAAAACUCGACUCGGAAAUCCUCUCCUUUCUCGAUUCGAUCUUAUUCUUCUCUUGAAAGACACGAGAAAUCCAAGUUGGGAUAAAAUGACUUCAGACCACAUUUUAAAAGCAGCGCGCGAGCUUCCCGACGAUAGCGCUAAAAGAAAUCCAGGUGCGGAUGUGGAGCUACAGAAAUCAAACUUGUGGAAAGAAGAUGAGCUUCGAGAAUAUUUGGCACAUAUUCACUCGAUAAAACCCAUUUUGACACCUGAAGCAGAUCAAGUUUUACAGGCAGUAUUUUUGCAGCACAGAUACGACCCAGAAAGAAGAGAUGAGCGAAAGACUAUGCGUAUGCUGGAAAGCUUAGUCCGAUUAGCCGAGGGACACGCAAGACUUAUGCAUAGAUCGGAAGUUCUAAUUAUGGACGCUGUCGUCGCUUCGCAGUUGAUAGGAUUAAGCACAGGAUCGGCAAAAGAUGUGGGUUGUCCCUUCCCACAUGAUCCAAUGGCUAACUAUCGCGAAGAGGGAUUGGAACUUUUGAAUGAUCUUGGACUGCGCCAUUUAGAACGAUUUCUGUAAAUAUAGAAAGCUGAUUUUAGAUAAAAUUACAAAUAUUUCGUCAAAAGAAACACAUGAAUAAAAAGUUUUUACAAUAUUCAUUACAUUUCUAGAUUAUAUUUAUGUCAUAACUUUGAUUUACAUUCAUUAUUUUAAUAACUGUAACUUAAAAUAGAUACUUAGAUGUAUUUUUAUACUCGCUAUCAUUACAAUUUUAAAUAUAGCAACAUUCUUUUAUAAAUAUUACAUUCAUAAUGGAAUUUCAUGUGUUAACAUUUUUUUUAAUCAUCCCAGUUUGCAUGCAAGGACGGUUGUGCCUUAACAUUUUUCAUGUGCAAAAAAAAAACAAUAGUUUCUUUAUU